UGGUGCGCGCGGACAGAACGCUUCAACCCACACACACGAGCGUUUUUUUUUUUAAAUCUGCAGGACAGAAUUGUGGGCAGAGCAGCGAAGUCCAAACACUCGGUAAAUAUACAGCGCACUGUCGUGUUCGGGUCAGGAGAAAACGACAAGACUAAGGCAGCGGCGACAACACCGACGAACGGCCCCGGUUUACGCCGCAGCGCGCGAGACGAAGACACGCUUCCCUCAUGAUGUCAUCGUAUUAUCAUCCGGGGAAGGACGCGGACAUGGCGGAGCCGCUGUGCCUGGAGAGAGAUGUAUGCAGGGUAAUCGAGUUGCUGGACCGGCUGCAGAGGAGCGGCGAGCUUCCUCCCCCAAAGCUGCAGGCGCUGCAGAGGGUGCUCCAGAGCAAAUUCUGUGCUGCCAUCAGAGAGGUCUAUGAACAGCUCUACGACACUCUGGAUAUCGUGGGCGGACCCGAGGUGCGAGCUCAGGCCACUGCUAAAGCGACCGUAGCGGCGUUCGCGGCAAGCGAAGGCCACGCCCACCCACGUGUCGUAGAGCUCCCAAAGACGGACGAAGGCCUGGGCUUCAACAUCAUGGGAGGAAAGGAGCAGAACUCGCCUAUCUACAUCUCCAGAGUGAUUCCAGGGGGCGUGGCCGACCGCCAGGGCGGAUUGAAAAGAGGCGACCAGCUGCUUUCCGUCAAUGGGGUGAGCGUAGAGGGCGAGCACCACGAAAAGGCCGUGGAGCUCCUGAAGGCGGCGCAGGGUUCGGUGAAGCUGGUGGUGCGCUACACCCCGAAGGUCCUCGAGGAGAUGGAGGCCCGGUUCGAGAAGCUACGCAGCGCCAGGAGACGCCAGCAACACACCAGCCACUCAUCUUUAGAGUCUCGGGGUUAACCAAUCCCAGCCACCUUAAACCUUAACCUGCUGACCACGCCCAUUCCUCAAUCGUCCAAUGGGAAGACGGAAGACGAGCACUGCUGAAGAGAUGAGCGAAGACGAGCUUUAGAAUUUACCAUGUAUGUUAGUGGAACAUUCCUAAAACACUAGACCUCAAAUAUACUCUUUACUCCAUCCAUCUGUAGGGAGAGAAUGAUCACAGUAUCCGGGUUACCAGUUUAAAAAAAUUUGUGUGGAAAGAAAAAAAAAACACUUGUAUGUUUAGUAAUGUUAAAGAGAAACAGAGAGCAAAAAUCACAGAUCAGAACCUUGCAGCCGUGCUCCUCCAAGGGCUGUGUGUGUGUGUGUGUGUGUGUGUGUGUGUGUGUGUGAGAGACUGUGCGUUAUUAUGUGUAAGUGUGCGUCCCAUCUCUGUACAUGACAUUAUGCUGCAUUACAGGCGUAGAUGACCAUUAUGGGGUAAAAGCUCUUCCUGACCUCACACAGCUUUUCCUCGGCACUACAUGCCCAAAGAGUGUGUCUUAAUCCUCUGAAGAAGGAACUCGAUGUCCUUUAUAUAUAUGUAUGUAUGUGUGCGUGUGUGUGUGUGUAUAUGUUUGCAUGUGUGUGUGUGUGUGUGUGUAUGAGUGUGUGUUUGGUAAAAAUAAAUUUAGUGCUUGAACUACAGAUGGCUUGAUGUUGACAGUUUGUCAGACCCUGUGCAUUAUACCGCUGUUCUGUGUGAAUUUGAGCUGCUAGUUUUGCCUGUUUACAUUUUCCUGACCUCUUAUUUAAUUUAUUUAUUCAUCCAUUACUAUAAUAAAAU
Molecule: messenger RNA, 1689 nt
Organism: Clarias gariepinus (North African catfish)
Lineage: Eukaryota; Metazoa; Chordata; Actinopteri; Siluriformes; Clariidae
Gene: lin7b
Product: lin-7 homolog B (C. elegans)
Exons: 6
Coding region: 228-881 (217 amino acids)
Biological process (GO): protein localization to basolateral plasma membrane; neurotransmitter secretion; maintenance of epithelial cell apical/basal polarity
Cellular component (GO): synapse; MPP7-DLG1-LIN7 complex; cell-cell junction
Molecular function (GO): L27 domain binding
Source: RefSeq, a predicted model, not a curated record